This is a messenger RNA of Rhineura floridana, 2900 nucleotides long. RefSeq names its product cannabinoid receptor interacting protein 1 (gene CNRIP1). Gene Ontology annotation, molecular function: type 1 cannabinoid receptor binding. Gene Ontology annotation, biological process: negative regulation of signaling receptor activity. The transcript is spliced from 3 exons. Gene Ontology annotation, cellular component: plasma membrane. Bases 480 to 968 code for a protein of 162 amino acids. The record is from RefSeq and is a predicted model, not a curated record. Lineage: Eukaryota; Metazoa; Chordata; Lepidosauria; Squamata; Rhineuridae.
GUUUUCCUGACAGUCACUCUCUCCCUCCCAUCACAAGACAAGAUGCUUUUUCUUAAGGGUGGCGUGGCAGGCAGCUGAUUUCAAUGAGGAGUGAUUAAAUUCGAGUCAGAUCCACCCUUUGUCUUGUGUAUGGACAGCGGCUGUUGUUGCUGUUUUAUAAACACCAAAAACCAGCAAACGAACCUCAGCGGCGCUGCCUCUUCGCUGCGCUUUCCGAUCCGCUCUGCGGUGGCUGUUUGGGGCUGGUAGGGACCGCCGGGGCCCCACCCUCGGCCACAGUGGAUUGGAUGGCUGCUACAAAUCAGGCCAGCCGGGCUUAACUUCCGCGGCUGGAAAUGCAAGCAGUCACAAAUGGGCCCGAUUUGCUCCCUUCCUCUCCGGAUUGGAGCGGGGGCUUCACGGGCCUCGGUCGUCAUCUCGCGGGGCUCUGAGAGCGGUCCCUCCUCUUUCGUUGCGCCUCCAUCCUUGCCGAGGAAACCAUGGCAGAGGUGCCCGCCGUGGUCAGGAUCAAGAUCGCCCUCAAAAUCCAGCCAAACGACGGGCCCGUCUACUUCAAGGUGGACGGGCAGAGGUUCGGCCAGAACAGGACCAUUAAACUGCUCACGGGGGCGAAGUACAAGGUCGAGGUGGCUUUCAAGCCGGGGGGCAUCCAGGCCACGACUAUGGGUAUAGGGGGAGUAACGGUUCCCCUGGAAGAAACAUCAAGAGACGCCCAUGCUGUUACCUAUACUGGCAUCUACGAUACAGAAGGCGUUACACACACCAAAAGUGGGGAGAGGCAGCCUAUACAAGUCAACAUACAGGUCACUGACAUUGGUGCUUUUGAAACAGUCUGGCAAGUCAAAUUCUACAACUACCACAAGCGAGAUCAUUGUCAAUGGGGAAACAACUUUGCAUGCAUUGAAUACGAGUGCAAGCCCAAUGAGACCCGCAGCCUCAUGUGGAUAAACAAAGAAACCUUCCUCUGAAGCAAAGUGAGACCCAUGUGGUUGAACAACCUCUUGGUAAAAGAGCCUAUCUUCAAACCAGUACAAAGCCUUAACAGAGGCACUCCACAUAGAUGCUUUUGUUGGACAAACAAGACUACAAUGCAAACCACACUUACUUGGGGAUAAGUUUCUUUUGAAAUCAAUGGGACUUACUUCCAAGUGAAUGUGUUUCAGAUUGUGUAUAAAAAAUUAGCAUUGCUAGGAUUAACAUUUACCCACCCAAAAUUGGCUAUCGCUAUAGGAACAUAGCAGAUGUGUCUAUCAAGGUCUGGAGGCUCCUCCCUAUUUUAUCCUCCGUUGCAAUAUGUUGUGGCUGCUUCUGCGUUUUUGGUUUAAGGCUGUGUACACAAUUCUGUUUACUCUGCAUCCAGUGUGUUCCUAUGACUGAUUUGGGAAGCAGUGUCCACAUGGCAUUGGCCACAAUCCAUAUCUAUCCUGUUGUUUCUUAUGAAACACUGCAUUUGAUGCAUUUUUCCCCAAACCAGCUUUGAUGCAAAUUGACAGAAUGAAUGACCUACCUAUGUUUUAAGCUGGUAAUGUGUAUACAGCCUGAAUCAUUGGCCACAUUCACACUGCACACUUAUUCCACUUUACAGUCAUAGCAUCCCCCAAAGAAUUCAGGGAAGUGUAGUUAGUGAAGGGUGCUGGGAGUUGUUUAUAUUUAUAUGGACUGCCUUCAAGUCGAUUCCGACUCAUGGGCGACCCUAUGAAUAGGGUUUUCAGGGUAAGCAAUAUUCAGAGGGCGUUUACCAUUGCCUCCCUCUGAGGCUAAGAGGCCUCCCAUUGAGCUUCAUGGCUGUGUGGGGAUUUGAACCCUGGUCUCCCAGGUCAUAGUCCAACACCUUAACCACUACACCACACUUUCUUAAUCUCCUCAGAGAGCUACAAUUCCCAGAAAUUUCUGGGAAGAGGACUGACUGUGAAACCACUCAGAAUUGUGCUACAGCUCUCUGAGGAAAAUAGGAGUUUCCUAACAACUCUCAGCACCUUUCAUACACUACACUUCCCAGGAUUCUUUAGGGGAAGCCAUGGCUGCUUAAUGUGGAAUAAAUGUAUAGGGUGAAUGUGGCCUCUCUGUUCCUUCAUCCUAGUUAGUUACUGCUGCCAUGUGGCCUAGCUGCCAUGUGCCAUAAAUGUCAAUACACCUACCUAUCUACAUCCUCCUAGUAAUAUCUUUCUACGACGGCAUGCAGGAAGAAUGCAAAUUCCAAAUGACUGUACAUUUGGUGACGUAAUAGCCACAGCCCUAUUCAGCUUAGUUUUCCCAGAAGGUGGGGAGAGUGCCAUUGUUGAAUGUUGUAGAAUAUUUCCUAUCCUAUUUUUUUGUUAAUGUUUCCCAGUCUCUGAAACAACUUUCAACCAACAGUAGAGAUAGAACUCUCGACAAACACAUAAAGAGAGUGGUGAAGCAAUACAUCUGUAUUUUUUUUCUGAGUUAGUUGCGUAAAAUGGUAAUACCUGAAUAUGCUGUACAGUAUAAUGGUCAUUUAUCAAGCCCAUUGAAUUUUCAGAUUACCUGUUUCAGUGGUAUUUUUAUAUGUAAAAUGAAAUAAAACUUGGCUACUGGUCACUUUUGAGCUGCAACCACUCUGUUGCACCCAAACAACAGUCUUUCAGGUCAAACAUAAUCGCUACAGGGCUCUUUCCAGGUAAAAGGAAAAUUGCGUAAGCUUGUGCAGGACUCUGAAUGCUGGUGCUAUGUCCUCUGUAAAGCUGUUUACAAAGCUGUGGCAAAAGAGAAGCACAGUCUGUAUAUCUAAUAAAAUUAAAUAGGUGAGAAGUCGCUUCCCUUAUUGGACAAAGGUGGUCAUGUGUCUGUGUUACUUUGCAUAUCAGCUGUACUCCUAUUGUUCAUGUGAAUAAUAUAAAUUGUUAUAACUUUUGACCUUUGUAAUAAAGGAGUUAGAAAUU